UGCGUUGCUAUUAUUUUAAGUCAACUCUUGUGUCUAUCAAUGUCACUCACAUCACAGCUUAUUACAAAUUUUAUGCUUUCCAUUCCCAUUUAUAAGCAACAAACUGUAAAAAAAAUAAACUCAAACUUAGCCCUUUUGUGUUUUCUCAAGCUCUCUUCUUCAUGCUGGCCGUUGAUCACCAGCCUUCCUCGUUGCCGUGGCAGCCCCGCCGCAGGCUCUCCCGGAUCCGCCGGCGGAAGCUGCAGACGGUGCGGCUGGGCGGUAAGAAGCCGCGCCGCCGAAUUUUGGGGCUACUUAAGAUGUUUCGAAAGAUACGUUUAAGGUGGUUCAAGUUACAAUAUGUUCGCAUGUUGAAGAGGUUGAAGGAACACUACCGAAACCUUGUUAAGGAUCUUGUCGAAGCUGGGUCCACCAUUGAAACCUUUCAGCAACGUCUUUUCAUCGAAAGCACUUUUGCGAUUCCCGUUGGGCUUAACUUGUCUACCUACCCUUCUCGUCUUGGAGAUCGCUCUCGAAUCAUCUUCAUGUAAAGUUUUUUUCUUUUUAUCUCUAAUUUCUUUUAUCAUAUUGGAAGAUUAACUAUAAGGAAACCCAAGUUCCUUGUAUUUGUAUCCUUCCAUUUGUAUUAUUCUUGGAAAAAAAAAUCUCGUUUCUUCUUCUUUCUUC
Molecule: messenger RNA, 666 nt
Organism: Vigna radiata var. radiata (mung bean)
Lineage: Eukaryota; Viridiplantae; Streptophyta; Magnoliopsida; Fabales; Fabaceae
Exons: 1
Coding region: 162-530 (122 amino acids)
Source: RefSeq, a predicted model, not a curated record